UACUGUCGUCUGCUUGUACAGAUCACAACUAAAAGUAAAAACUAAAAAAGUAGCAGGACUACUAAACGAAAGGAACCUUGGAAAAUUCGAAGGAGUAGAAGAAGUUGUAUCAUUCGAUUGGGCGCUCUCGAUGGUAAACCAUCGAAGUCAAUCUCAUCCUCUCACUCAUUCCAGUGUUUAUCUCUCGUAAACGAUGGCUGAAUUCGACGAAUACGAGUCUUUGCCUACCUCGAAUUCCACUACACACAUGAUUGCUGGUUCCAUGGCUGGAGUUUUAGAGCACUGUGUAAUGUAUCCAAUCGACUCUGUCAAGACCCGUUUACAGAGUCUUGUUAGCGCCAAUCGAAGUCUCGGGUCAGUCCUGGUGACUAUGAUGAGAGAUGAAGGGGCAUUGAGACCUCUUCGCGGCAUUGGAGUCACGGUGGCCGGAGCUGGACCAGCUCACGCCUUGUACUUUGCUGCCUAUGAGCGAUUGAAAGUUGAUUUCACAUCGACAGGCUCAGCACAUCAUAACUACUUGGCUCAGGGAGCAGCUGCCUCCGCCGCCACUGUUCUCCAUGAUGGAAUUAUGACGCCAGCGGAAGUGGUGAAGCAGCGAUUGCAGAUGUACAACAGCCCCUUCCGGUCCAUGACAGAGUGUGCCCUAAAAGUCUAUAAGACGGAAGGAUUUUCCGCCUUUUAUCGCUCUUACGGCACGCAACUCGCUAUGAAUGUGCCGUUCCAGUGCGUUCACUUCAUCGUGUACGAGGCAAUGCAAAAUGCCACCAACCCCGAACGCACCUACAAUCCUUUAGGUCACGUCGUCUCGGGUGGAGUCUCAGGAGCCCUUGCAGCUGCCCUUACCACGCCUCUUGACGUCUGCAAAACUCUGUUGAAUACUCAGGAGGCUGAAGUUCUGCAGCGAGCGCAGAAGACGCAAAUCAGUGGAUUUGUUAACGCCGCCAAAAUGGUUUACCGACUGGGCGGUGUGAGCGGCUUCUUUCAGGGAUUGCAAGCGCGUGUAUUGUUUCAAGUUCCCUCGACGGCUAUCUGCUGGUCCGUCUAUGAGUUUUUCAAAUAUUUUUUGACAAAGAACGGACUGAACGACCAAAGAGAAGGGGGCGGAGUCACGUACGAAAAAUCAGACAGGGUCAGCGGAGGCUCAGGAACUGGCUAUCCGCUCAAUUCGUUGAACGACGUCUCAUCUAACAACGCUAUCGUUGGCGGUGUGUCUUUGGGGGCUGGCCACGUCCUCAUAAAAGAGGACCUACUUCCAACCGGAUCUGCCGCCAGCUCUGCUUUGUCAGCCGCCCGUGCCUUGGGUGCUGUUUAAAUAUUUUUCUUCCUUCUAAAGCAAAGAAGUAGAAUGAGAAAAAAACAAACAAAUCGCCAAGUAUCCCCAAUUAAAUCCCCAAUCUCUAGGUCACGCCUCUCUUUCUCUUCCGUUCCCAAGAUCUGUCAAAAUUAAUAAACACAUCUUUCUCUAGCGACAACUCAAAUGGCAUUACGAAUAUAAAUUUGCACCAGAAAAUGUAGCCACAAAAAUUACUUGAAUUCUUGAUGCCAUAUGAAAUUGUCGUUAAAGAAAGUACGUUGAGUUAUUUUGAUAGCUCCCAUUCAAUUCUUUUAUACAUCCCGGCUGCCUUCUUUUUGGAUCCUUCUUCGGAAAUCAUGUCUAUGUUAUCACAUGUUGAGUUAAUCAUUCUGUAGGAGCACCAUAACGAUAUCGUUAUUUGUAUCCCUUUUUUUUUUUAAUUAUUAUUGUUCCCCCCUCCUUUUUUUUUCACUGUUCAUUUUACGUUUUAUCCAUUUCCGAAGCAGCUGUUGCCUCGUUGGGGUGAUUAGCCUUUAGAUGAGGCAGUCCUUCCAGAUCUGAGUCUUCUAGUCUGUGAUGCUAUUUUCCUGUUUUCCCAUUUGUUUAUUAACUUUGGACGCUUCGCGUUAGGGGGAAAUCUGUUUUUUUUUCUUUCAUACCAAGUCCCACACCAAUCUCUUUUCAAAUAACCUCAGCACUUCCUUGCAGAAAGCAACGAUGAAGUUAUUCUAUCACAGUGAUAGUGUGUUAAAAAUUACUAACCAAAUUAGAUUAGAAAAAGCAAGAAAAAAUUUAUUGGCCUUUGAAAAGUCUGGCCGCUAGGUGGCACUUGGGUUCCAGAGUGAACUAAGUUGCCCCGUUCGAAAUGGUGCGGUUUUUUUUUCAGCCUUUUAGAUUGUUUCCUCCACAUUUUCUUAAAAUUCGGUGUUGGGAUCCUUUUUUAAUCGACUCUUUUUUUCCUCACAUUCCAGAUGAUGUAGGAGAACGGGAGAAAAAUUAAAUGAGACCCAGUUCAAAAUUUGUUGGAUUUACUUUAUUGAUACUGUGACGUAAUUAUCACCCGUUUUCUCCACACCCAACUCCCCCUUAUUUUUUUUUUUA
Messenger RNA from Daphnia pulicaria, 2395 nucleotides. RefSeq names its product mitoferrin-1-like. Gene Ontology annotation, molecular function: ferrous iron transmembrane transporter activity. Gene Ontology annotation, cellular component: mitochondrial membrane. Bases 194 to 1312 code for a protein of 372 amino acids. The transcript has 6 exons. The record is from RefSeq and is a predicted model, not a curated record. NCBI's taxonomy places the organism in Eukaryota, Metazoa, Arthropoda, Branchiopoda, Diplostraca, Daphniidae. Gene Ontology annotation, biological process: iron import into the mitochondrion.